Molecule: messenger RNA, 2682 nt
Organism: Babesia bigemina
Lineage: Eukaryota; Apicomplexa; Aconoidasida; Piroplasmida; Babesiidae
Product: adaptin N terminal region domain containing protein, putative
Exons: 4
Coding region: 1-2682 (893 amino acids)
Biological process (GO): intracellular protein transport; receptor-mediated endocytosis
Cellular component (GO): membrane coat; AP-4 adaptor complex
Molecular function (GO): cargo adaptor activity
Source: RefSeq, a predicted model, not a curated record
AUGCUGGGCUUAGCUUCUUCUAAUAUGUCCCGGGAAUUCUACCGGUUCACGAAGGCCCUGGGCGAGUGCAGAUCCAAGGAGGAGGAAGAGCGCGUCGUCCUCAGCGAAAUCAGCGCGCUGAAGAGUCUCGUGCUUGUCAAGGACGUGCACCGGGAGCGCAGGAAGGAGUACCUGGUCCGCGCCGUUUACGUGGAGAUGCUGGGAUUCGAGGCGCCUUUCGCCCACAUCCACGCCAUCAAUAUGGCCCAGGAGCGCAGUUUGGUGUGCAAGAAAGCAGGCUACUGGGCAUGCCGCCAGCUGCUCAAACCGCAGUCGGAGCUGAUGCUGCUUCUGAUCAACACCAUCCAGAAGGACCUGCAGAGUCCCAACUUUGCAGACAUUGUCUGCGCGCUGCAGUGCGUCUGCGACCUCGUCAACCGCGACAUGAUACCCACGAUCCUCCCGUGCGUGUUGCGCUGCCUCGAGGUCGACAACGAGCACGUUCGGAAGCACGCCAUGAUGGCCGUCCGCAGCUUCAACGAGUUCGACAGCACUUGCGUGGAGAAUUUGUGUGGGAUCAUCGAGCGCGGUAUCUGCGACCCGAGCCCUGCGGUGAUGACCUGCACCUUGUCGCUGCUGCAGGAUGAGAUCGCAACACGUCCCCGGGGAUAUCGUCACCUGGUCCCGUCUCUGGUGUCGAUCCUGAACCAGAUAGUAGACCGUCGUCUGAAUAACGCGUACGACUACCACCGGGUGCCGGCGCCGUGGACGCAAAUCGCAAUCGUAUCGAUUUUCGGCAUUAUGGGAAAAGGCGAUCGUCGCCUGUCGAGCCAGAUGUUCGAGUGCCUGCAGAGCGUCGUGCAGCACGCGGAAAUACUGCCUCCUGCCGCAUCCGUGAUAGCAAACGCGAUCAUUUACGAGUGCGUCAAGACGGUAUCGAUGAUAUCCCCGCGUGAGUCCCUGGCGACGAUGUGCUCGAUCUCUGUAUCGCGCAUGCUCGGGUCGGAGAACAACAAUCUGCGCUAUGCCGGCAUCGCGGGCCUGGGGAUAUUGGUUGGCCUGAAUAUGUCUUACGCCGCUGAGAACCAGCUGGUUGUUGUGUCCUGCCUCGAGGACCGCGACGAGACCAUACGCCGACGCACUCUUGACCUGCUUUAUCGGAUGACCAACUCGAAGAAUGUGACCACGAUUGUCGGUUGCUUCCUCGGGCACCUGCGCACUAAGUGCGAGCGGUACUGGCGUUCCGAGCUGGUCAGCAAGAUAUCGCUGCUCUGUGAGAAGUUCGCCCCCAGUGCAACGUGGUACAUGGAGACGGUGCUGGAUCUCAUGAUGAUCUGUCCUGACCUUGUAAAAGACGAACUGUUGUUCAGCACGGUGAAUGUACUGAAGGAAAACUCAGGCGACGUGGCGUUUCGACGUGCUGUGCUGCGUCAGGUGGCAGACCUGGUUAAGCGAGCGGACGUUUUGCCCGAGAUUGUAGUAAAGGUGGUGAGCUGGGUAUACGCCAAUUGCGCAUUGUGUCCCGAUGAUGUUAGUGGAGGCGAAUGUGAUGGCGACGAUUUGACAGUGGCCCCUGGUGCCAACUGUGGCGUCGACGGAAAUGAUGUAGAACUAGGCAUGUCGAAUGCUGCUGAAAACGAUGUGGCCGAUGCAACUGUCGAUACCGAUGAGACUUCGCACAACGACGAAUCACAUAAGCCAUCGGAUCAUGCGACUGAAGUGCCAGAGGCCAACCAGACGGGCGUUGGAGACGGUGGCGCUGCUGACGAGGCGACGGACAGCCCAGCCGAGAAUUCCGCAACUGCAUCAGAUAGCACGUUAUCAACAGGGCGUUCGGGUCAGUCUGAAGCGGGAGAGCUGGCUGCAGCUAACUUUGACGAUUACAUCGACAUUUUGCUUCAGUUUGUGCUGAGGUACCGUCAGAAUAAUUCUACAGUGUGCUGGGUGCUGGGAUGCAUGCGCACCCUCAUUAUCGCAAAUGACUACAAGGUCCCAGAUGCAGUGGUGUCAGUACUGUCCCAACUGGAAUGCUCGAACUGCACUGAAGUGACGCAGCGGUGCAAGGAGAUCCGUAGCCUCUGUGAUUUACGACCGCAACUCAACUUGCGGCGAAACGAUUAUGACAGCAAGUUGACGUUCCUGGAAAAUUACGUGCAGACCCGUAUUGCCGGUGGAGCCCGGUCUUAUUCGAAGCCGAGUUCCGAGGUUGCAAGCGAAUCCGCCCCGGCACACCUGAGCCCGGUUCCUGAGCUUCGUUUUGAACCCUAUGCCAUGAAGCCAUCCCAAAUGUCGGAGUACCGCGAGACCCUGACCACAGAAGAUUUGGUGAACGAGGAGAUCAUUUGCUCCGAUGUUCCUCGCAGUUGGGGCCCAUCCGGUUACGUGGACAAGAAGGCACUGCAGGCGGAUGACGAUGACGAUACCAAAGUUGAUCCAUCAGCUGCUCCCUACCUUUCAGGGAUCACAGGUGCCGCGCCAGCAGACGCCGACAGGACCCGACCAACUGUGGUCGAACCUUCGAUUGACAUGUCUAUUCUGUCCCUUGGUAGUCGUGCACCAAAGCCUGCCGAGCCUAAAGGGUACGUCUGGAAGAAGCCUGAGCCGCGUCUUGUAAGUAGGGAGCAAAUUCAGAUGGCUCGUGCUCUGUUUCAGGGCCUAGACUGCUCUGACGAGGCUGACGACCCUAGCACGGCAAGCAACUAG